AUGUCAGUGCUAUGGGCACGAUAACCACAACUACGUUACUUUUACUGUUACUUUUAAUGUCGUUGGCGGUUCUCCAGGUCUUUGGGUCAAUGUCAAUGCUGAAGCAAGAAUGCGGAAGAAGUGUUAGAAGAGCUAGACAACCACGAUCGGAAUCUCUGGGCAGAAUUAUCAAUGGGAAGCAAAGCAUAAGAGGAGCUUGGCCAUGGCAAGUAUCGCUUCAGCUCUUACACCCACAAUUUGGAUUUUUAGGACAUUGGUGUGGAGGAGUUAUGAUAUCAACAGAAUGGUUAUUAACAGCUGCGCAUUGCAUAAACAAUGAUUUAUUCAAUCUACCAUUGGCUGCUCUUUGGACUGCAGUUGUAGGAGAAUGGGAUCGAGAAGUAGAAGAGUAUUCCGAACAAAGAAUACCUAUCGAAGAAGUUAUUCUCCAUGAAAGAUUUCACAAUUUUCAGCAUGACAUUGCUCUUAUGAAAUUGUCUCGACCGGUGAAAUUUACACAAGAAAGCCGAGUUCGAGCUGUAUGUUUACCAACUACCAGGCUUCAUCACAAUCAAACCGACUUGUGUUAUGCUACAGGUUGGGGUAGAGCCGCAGAAGAUGGUUUAUUAUCCAUCAGAUUACUUGAGUCGAGAGUUCCAGUACAUGAUAAUGCUGUUUGCAGAAAAAAAUAUGGACAUGCUGUACAUAUCAAAUCUGGCCAUUUGUGUGCAGGGCAUUUGGACGGAUCCAGUGGAACAUGCGUGGGUGACUCUGGAGGUCCUUUACAAUGUGCAUUGCAAGAUGGAAGAUGGAUAUUGGCGGGGAUUACUUCCUUUGGAUCUGGUUGUGCCAAACCUGGUUUUCCUGAUGUAUAUACAAGAUUAUCGCAUUAUUUACCAUGGAUAAAAUCCAAAACAAAGACUUUAAAAAGAAAAAGCAAAGACCAAAACACGUGAAUGUAUAUUUGUAAUAUUUAUAAUACCUAUAGUAAUAUUUCAAUAAAAA
Messenger RNA from Diorhabda sublineata, 984 nucleotides. RefSeq names its product trypsin-1-like. The record is from RefSeq and is a predicted model, not a curated record. NCBI's taxonomy places the organism in Eukaryota, Metazoa, Arthropoda, Insecta, Coleoptera, Chrysomelidae. The transcript has 7 exons. The coding region runs from base 12 to 935 and encodes 307 amino acids. Gene Ontology annotation, molecular function: serine-type endopeptidase activity. Gene Ontology annotation, biological process: proteolysis.